Messenger RNA from Racocetra persica, 600 nucleotides. The record is from the annotation of a GenBank genome assembly. Lineage: Eukaryota; Fungi; Glomeromycota; Glomeromycetes; Diversisporales; Gigasporaceae.
AUGUCGUUAAUUUUAUCCGACACAGAAAAUUUUGAUGAAAAAAACUCUGAAACAGAUUGUGAUUCCACCGUUAGUAGUUCAGCUCUAAGUAUCGUAAGCAGUCCAAAUAUCGAGAAAUUAAGUCCGACACAACAAACUUGUCCGUUAGUUAUGAAAAAUACGUUUGCUUUACACCCUUGCAGAUACACAGCAACACCCUUGCCAAGUCAUAUUAUUCCUAACCAAGUACAAUUGGCACCAUCACAAAUAACAUCCAUAUCUACGCAGUCACAAUCUACACCUACAUCUCCAAUAGGCACACAACCCAACCAAUAUGAGUCACGAGAAAUAUUACCAAAAAUCGAAACAAAAUCUAAAGAAAUGUCUGAAGAAUACAUUCAAUACGAACGCGAACGUAGGCGCAAUUAUGCUAGAUUAUUACGAGAGAAAAAACGAGCCCGUGUAAAAGAGCUUGAAGAUAGAGCCGCUUUUCUCGAAAAAGAAAAUAAGCGUCUUCGUAAAAAUCUUGAAAUAUAUCAUGCUAGAUUGGCUUACGCGGGUAUCAUAUUUAAUGAUACAUCAUUCAGUGACAUGAAUUUAUAUAACUCAAUGAACAAUUUU